AUGUCUCAAUCCUCUUCCAACGGCACUAAGCGUAAUGCUGAUGACAUUGAUCAUUCGCUUUAUACUUGGGACUUGCGUACGUCAUUACUUGAUUUGGUAUACAAUCAUUGCUACAUUCUAUUAACACAUCAUUGCUUUUACUCAUUAUUGGAAUCAUCGGCACUACCAGCAACAAGUCGUAGACAUACCUCCAGGAAUGCUGUUGCUGAGGCCGCUGCAAACGAUGAUUCGCAUCAAGAUGUCUCCAUUGAUCAUGGAAACGACUAUGAUUUCGAGGAUUCACCUCAAGAUGCCUCAAUUCAUCAUGGGGAUGAUGACGGUUACGAUGAUUCGGAUCAAUACGUCUAUAGCGAUCGUGAGGAUGAUGAUGACAGUGGAAACGAAGAUGAAGACCACGAAGGUGAAUAA
This is a messenger RNA of Lichtheimia ornata, 408 nucleotides long. RefSeq lists its product as uncharacterized. Lineage: Eukaryota; Fungi; Mucoromycota; Mucoromycetes; Mucorales; Lichtheimiaceae. The transcript has a single exon. Bases 1 to 408 code for a protein of 135 amino acids. The record is from RefSeq and is a predicted model, not a curated record.